ACCAUGAAUAUCAUUAAAGUUUAAUUAUAAUUAUAAUCUCCACCCAUUAUUAGUGAACUUUACUCAAGACAGCUCAUACCUUUUUCUCAAUCUCAAAGAAGGCCUUUUGUUAAAUGUAUCUAUAAAAUCUAGAUCUAUUGCCCAUCACUACCAGUUAGCUCUACAAGUCUAUGGCUACUUCUGGUAGAAAGGUUGUUGUGAUUGGAGCUGGAGUCAUAGGAUUAUCAGUGGCUACACAUCUCCUUGAGAAGUAUAAAGAAGAUAUAACAGUUACUAUAAUUGCUGACAAGUUCUCCCCUAAUACCAUUAGCAGUGAUAAGUCAGGUGGAUGGAUAUUCCCACCACUCAGCUCUGCUAAAACAAUAUCUCCUGAUAAUCCAGACAGAGUUACAAAAUGGGUCAAAGGAACUUUUGAAAAGUUUUCUGAGAUCUGUCAUUCUGAGGAGUGUGGUGAGGCUGGUCUGUCUCAAGCUUAUGGAUAUUUGGAAUCGCGUGAAAUUAAUUUUCCAUUUCAGCCUCAGGUUGAUUUGCAGGGUCUAAAAUUCUCGUGGUCAAAAUUUGUGCAAGGUUUUCAAUACCUGUCAGUAGAAGAAGCUCAAAAACAAGUCUUUGAUUGUCACACUCCAUUACUUGCCUUUACCACCUUCAUAGUCCCUUGCCCUGUAUACCUCCCAUGGCUUCUGAAGAAAUUCAAAGGACUAGGAGGUGUUGCAGAAGAAAGGAAAAUCACCAAUCUCUCAGAGCUGGCCGGAUCUUAUGACAUUGUUAUUAAUUGCACUGGCCUGGGUGCAAGGGAACUAGCAAAUGAUGAACAAGUAUAUCCAGUACGUGGACACAUAGUUACUGUCUCUGCCCCUUGGAUUAAACAAUGGGUUGUGAGGAGGAUCCCAGACGUUAAGGGAAAGACGGCUUAUGCAUUUCCUCGCGUUAACGAAGUUCUCUUGGGUGGUAGUUUUGAUGUCAAUAACGAGGAUCUAACAGUAGACCAAGAUGAAGUAGACAAGAUAUUAGAGAGAUGCAUCAAAGUAAUCCCGAGUCUUGCCGGAGCAGAAAUAAAGGCAACCUGGGCUGGAGUUAGGCCAUGCAGGAAUGGUGGGAUAAGGCUGGAGAGAGAGGAAAGACAAGACUUUGUAUUAAUUCAUUGCUAUGGGCACGGAGGAGAUGGGGUUAGCUUGAGCUGGGGUUGCGCUAUGGAAGUUGGAGAAUUAGUUAAUGAGACAAUUAAAUCAAAAUAAAACAUUAUAAUAAUACUAAAUAAUGUGUUAUUAUUUAAAAUAAUUCAUGCUGUUUAUUAUUAUUAUUAUUAUUGAAAAAUUAAUGUUCAUGCUGUAUAUCUUUUUAAUUUUUCAGUUUAAUCGAUGCCUCAACAAUA
Amphimedon queenslandica is the source of this 1372-nucleotide messenger RNA. Its product is annotated as D-aspartate oxidase-like. Bases 171 to 1235 code for a protein of 354 amino acids. The transcript has a single exon. Lineage: Eukaryota; Metazoa; Porifera; Demospongiae; Haplosclerida; Niphatidae. Gene Ontology annotation, biological process: D-amino acid catabolic process. Gene Ontology annotation, molecular function: FAD binding; D-amino-acid oxidase activity. The record is from RefSeq and is a predicted model, not a curated record. Gene Ontology annotation, cellular component: cytoplasm.